Aspergillus ibericus CBS 121593 is the source of this 1290-nucleotide messenger RNA. RefSeq names its product isopenicillin N synthase family dioxygenase. The record is from RefSeq and is a predicted model, not a curated record. The coding region runs from base 43 to 1113 and encodes 356 amino acids. The transcript is spliced from 3 exons. NCBI's taxonomy places the organism in Eukaryota, Fungi, Ascomycota, Eurotiomycetes, Eurotiales, Aspergillaceae.
AGGAACCCCCCGCCAGCUCCCGUCCACAGGACAAUUGCUGUUAUGGCUGACCAGUACACCCACGUCGAGCUGUUGACGUUGCACGGUCCCGAGUACCGUCGCGUCUCGACCGCUCCGCCUCGCCUGCCCCGCGACGACGAAAUCCCCAUCCUCGAUCUCGCUGGUAUCGACGGCGAUGACGAGGUCCGCCUCGCAUUGGCGGCCAAGGUUCGGGCAGCGGCCCAAAACACCGGCUUCUUCUACAUCAAGAACCACGGCAUUCCUCAAGAGCUGAUCGACAGCGCCCUCACUCAAGCUAAAGCCUUCUUCCACCAGCCCGAGGAGGAGAAAGAGAAGGUGUCCAACUUCAAGCUGAAAAACAUGGACGGAUAUCACGCGAUGGGAACCACCCAAGUCAACCAAACCGAAACCAAAGACCGCAAAGAAACCUUCUCCCUCCGCUACAAUGCCCGCAACGACCCAACCGUGGAUCCGUCCGAAUACCCUGCCGAUGUCUGGGACGACUCGCCCAUGUGGGCCGGUACCGCCCACCUCCCCAACUUUCGCGAAACCACCAUCGCCUUCUGGCAAGCCCGCUUAGCCUUGGCCAGGAAGAUGGUCCGCAUCUUCGCCUUGGCCCUCGACCUUCCCGAGACCUACUUUGACGACGUCGUCACUCACCCCGGGGCCGACGGCCUCUACGUCCACUAUCCCCCGACACCGGAGUCAGAACUGGACAAGGAAGACGUGGACGUUGGAAUUGGGUCACAUACGGACAUCCAGUGCAUCACGCUGCUGUGGCAGGAUAUGUCAGGGGGGCUGCAGGUCCUGUCGUCGUCGGAUGAAUGGUUAGAUGCACGUCCCAUUCCGGGCACCCUGGUCGUCAACAUUGGGGACUUCCUGCAGCGGCUAUCGAAUAACCGGUUCCGGUCGACGGUCCACAAAGUCUACAACCGCCAGAAGACGUCCCGGUAUUCCAUGCCGUUCUUCUUGGGGUUCAACCCGGAGUCGGUGUGCAAGGUCGUGCCGACGUGCGUAGAUGAGGAACACCCAGCUUUAUAUGAGCCCAUCUCCUGUGGACAAUGGCAUCGCAAUCGCCUCGCGCUUGCACAGGGGACCACUGUUGCGACGUGACCUACAGGUCACCUCGGGAAUGAAUUGGAACGGUCCCUGGAUCUGACAAAGACCUCUUAAAGUCGAGAUUUUCUGUUUGGGACAGCAUUGGCGAGAUAAACAAGGUGACAAGUUGGCACUAACCACUCCUUACAGCUGGGAUUUACCUAGACGUAGUAGAACAAUGUGAGAGGCACU